Mytilinidion resinicola is the source of this 675-nucleotide messenger RNA. RefSeq lists its product as uncharacterized. Bases 1 to 675 code for a protein of 224 amino acids. Gene Ontology annotation, biological process: mycotoxin biosynthetic process. Lineage: Eukaryota; Fungi; Ascomycota; Dothideomycetes; Mytilinidiales; Mytilinidiaceae. The record is from RefSeq and is a predicted model, not a curated record. The transcript is spliced from 4 exons.
AUGCGAAUUCCAUUUACUGGACCGAUUUCCUCGAAUUACGAGUCCUUGUCUGACCGCGAACUCCAUCCUGAACCCAGGUCGAACCCUCGAAAUGCGACUCUUAUCAUAGUUCUUAUAGCCACAGCGGCUUUCGCGUCGGCAUUGGGGUUCUAUGCUGGAAAAAGCUCGAUCAAAGCCACAGACGAAGGAUUGCUAUUACCACCGGGAAACGUCCACCAAAUCUGGCAUUACAAUGAAACAUUCUCCCAAAAACCUACUCCGCAAUCGGAAGCAGCGUGGAAUUCUUUAGCCCCAGUCGGACGUGGAUUCGUCUACCACCCCUUUGUAUCUCCUGUCGUUUCAGGAAUCGCCGUCUUCCACCAGCUGCACUGCGUACACGGCCUCCGGCUCGCAUACUACAUCACUACCCAUCGGCUGCAACUCUUGAACGGAUCCCACACGAACGACACAUACCUUGACAGCAUCGCCGCGCGUACCAACAUCGAGCAUAUCCGCCAUUGCUUCGACUACCUCCGCCAAUCGAUCAUGUGCACCGCGGAUACGAACCUCGAGACGGUGAAUCAGGAGCAUCACACCGUGAAUGGGUGGGGAUCGGAGCGGCAGUGUCGAGACUACGGCGAGGUUAUGCGGUGGGCGGAGCGGUGGCGGAACGAUUCGUCUAGUGGAAUUCUCUAA